AGGAGGUGGCCAUGGUGGGGAGCUGUCGGUGCGGCCGAGCUUCUGGGAAAAGUCACUGAGUUAUGGUGAAAAGGAUGAAAAAAAGAUGAAUAAAGGGAUGAGUGGUCACAAGACGCACCGAUGCCAGCUCUGACUGGGGGGGACAUCGGCACUCACCACCGGAGCACUGUGGGAUCUCUGUCUGCCACAGCCGCAGAGCGCACAACCCCCCGCCGCCUGCUGCUGUCCAGAGCCCUGCACUCCUCUCUCCACAGCUCGUUUCGCCCUUUCGGUAAUUCAGCCAAUACAAGUGUGCGGGAGGUGUUUUGUCCUCCCGCAGCCGCCGUUGUGAUGGGAGAGAACAUGUCCAAGCGCCUGAAGCUGCUGUCCUCAGACGCUGAGAUGGAGGAGCGCUCUUUCCCAAACCCGUACCCAGACUGGGACCCAGGCACGGCCAGCUCCCCUGUAGAGGCACACGCGGACCCCCGGGAGCCGAUCGACGAUGGCAAGGUUAGUGCAUCAUUCCAGAUGAGAGUGCAGAGUAAGAUAAAGGACCUACUGCAACAGAUGGAGGAGGGUCUGAAGACCGCAGACCCUCACGACUUCUCAGCCUACACUGGAUGGACAGGCAUUGCCCUACUGUACCUGCAGUUGCACAGGGUGUCAGGAGAGGCCUCCCACCUGCAGAGAGCGUUGGACUAUGUGAAAAGGAGUAUGAGGAUCCUUAAUGGGCGUAGAGUGACCUUCCUGUGCGGAGAUGCUGGGCCCCUGGCAGUCGGGGCUGUGGUGCACCACAAACUGGGCAACAGUGCUGAGAGCAAAGACUGCCUGUCCCGUCUGCUGCAGCUGCAGGCCUCUGUGCUGGGCCCUGAUGUAGACAUGCCUGAUGAGAUCCUCUAUGGGCGCUCAGGAUACCUCUUUGCUCUGCUUUAUGUUUGCAAAGAGAUUGGAGCUGAGGCUGUGGAGGAGGCCAUGCUCUCACAGGUGGUCACAUGUAUUGUGGAGUCUGGAAAGAGCUUAUCAGCAGAGCAGAAGAAGUCUGAGCGUUGCCCCCUGCUGUACGAAUGGCACAAGAAGCAGUAUGUGGGAGCAGCUCAUGGCCUGGCUGGCAUCUACUACAUACUCUUGCAGCCCAGCGCCAAAGUUCACCCUGACAUGUUGACAGAGCUGAUCCGGCCUAGCAUCGACUAUGUCCGCCACAAGAGGUUUCGCUCAGGCAACUUUCCCUCCUCCCUGAGCAAUGAGUCCGAUCGCCUGGUGCACUGGUGCCAUGGGGCGCCCGGGGUCAUCCACAUGCUUCUGUUAGCCCACAAGGUGUUUAAAGAGGAGAAGUACCUGAAGGAAGCCUCAGACUGUGCUGAGGUCAUCUGGCAGCGCGGCCUGCUUCGGAAAGGCUAUGGCAUCUGCCAUGGCACUGCGGGCAAUGGUUAUGCCUUCCUCUCCAUGUACAAAGUCACCCAGGAGCAGAAGUACCUGUACCGUGCCUGUAAGUUUGCAGAGUGGUGUUUGGACUAUGGCACCCAUGGCUGCCGGAUCCCAGACAGACCCUACUCUCUGUUUGAAGGAAUGGCUGGGACCAUCUACUACCUGUCUGAGAUGGCAAACCCUGAGGCGUCAUGUUUCCCGGCCUUUGAACUCUGAUACUGACUUAGGACCUCACAGAGGAGGGACCCUAACAAAGGAGAAGGGUCCUUAGGAGCCCUUGUUGUGUUGUACCUGCAGGACUGUGGAGCAGGCGUGGACUGUAUUGUGUGUUGUCUGUUCUGGCAGCACUGAGGCCAGAGACCCUGGCUGUGCAUGCUCUGUGUAACUGGUGUCUCUUCUUCAGCUCUGCUCCUGUCACCAUGCAACAUGUGUUCUGAAUACGACACGUCCAAUAGCAUGCACAGGGCACAAAGGAUGCUUUGCCUGUUCAGCUUGGCUUCACCACCAUUUUAAUUAACUCUAACUGCAUUAUCCUCCAUGUGCCUGUUUUGCAUAAAACUUUGACUCAAAACCACUAAUAGAACAAAAUGGGGGUUCUAGACAUUCUUUCUUUGUUUUUUGUUUUUUUUCAUGUAGGCCAUUAAAUAUUUAGCCUGGCCAGCUAAGAAAGUAGAGGGGCUGGCUCCUCAGGUUAUCAAUAUGCAAAUUCCUUUCACUGAAUAUCUUUGACUUUAGGAUGACAGUGGUUUAGAGGGUAAAGAUUUCACCCACAACUGGAAGGUUGCUGGUUAUAUCCCCCAUGUGCAUACUGCUGCUACAUGCAUACUAGUAUUAAAGAUACAGGUGCACUUUUAUCUCUGCACUUGUCAGAAGCAGUGAGAAACUUCAAUUCAGCACCUGGGGACCCAUCUCCAGAUUGUACAGAACCUAGAGGACACUGGGAGAACAUGCAAACUCCACACAAAAAACACCCAUCUAACCUAGGAGUUGAACCAGCUUGCAGUGGGAAAGAAUGUUUACCACUUAGCCACUGUGCCUAGACAGUUUGUCCUCACUACCUACUCCAAUGUCUUUGUGUGGUUGGUAGGAAGGGUCUCUGACAAUAAAUGCCAAACUGAAUAAAGGGUAAACUAGAUUAAAAAUAAUAGAAUAUCAUUUUAGUGACAACAUUUAUGUGACAUGUUUUGCAUCCUAAUGAUUCCAAUCUUCUUUCUUUUUGACAUCAUUAUACGUUUCUGUGGGAGUAAACAGUAAGAGGACUGUACUUGUCUGUGUUGUACCUCCCUCUGCAGUGUCCUGUCUGUUCUGUAGCUGUAUGUCGUGUGGUGCCGACAGCCCGUGAAUGCACAGACCUCCUGAAUGUGAGUGCAUGCGUCUGAUUGGCCAGCCCUGUAACUAUGCUUCUGUGUCCAUGCAGCCCAAGAAUAAGUGUGUGCUUGUUUCUAUUUCACAUUCUAAGUACCUUUAACAAUUCUCAAAAGUGCCAACUAAUAAACUGGUGUUCCCAAA
Molecule: messenger RNA, 2913 nt
Organism: Periophthalmus magnuspinnatus
Lineage: Eukaryota; Metazoa; Chordata; Actinopteri; Gobiiformes; Gobiidae
Gene: lancl2
Product: LanC lantibiotic synthetase component C-like 2 (bacterial)
Exons: 10
Coding region: 121-1620 (499 amino acids)
Biological process (GO): carbohydrate metabolic process; peptide modification
Cellular component (GO): plasma membrane
Source: RefSeq, a predicted model, not a curated record